CGACGCGUGGCUCUCGCCCGCAAUCGUUACGAGCACAUUUUUCUUCAACGCCGCCUCGACGAGGUAAAAAUGCAAGUGCAAAAUUUGGAAACGCUCGACGAGGGUAUAACCGCCAUGGAUUACGAGGCUCUGCAAAUGAGUUACGCGAAUUGUCGGGAUAAACUGGACGAGCGCGAUCGGGAGAUAGAAAAAUUACGCUACAAAAUCGCUGAAGUGGUUAACGGAGUGGCUCACUAUAAGGAGAAGGAGACGUGCCUCGCGGACGAUAUCGAGUUUGAAGAACGCGAAUUGAACAAGUAUCGCGAACAGACAACUCAGGUUCGAGAGGACGUCAACAAGCUCUAUUUAAUUCUGAGAGAUUUACGACGAGCGCAAGACGAGAAGAGGCUCGAGGCCGGCCUGAUGAUGGCUCAGCCGGUGCUGCGCGAGAUGGAGAAAACGAUGAAGUCGCUAGACGAAGUGAAGAACGACAUUGAGAUAAUCAAGCGCGAGAUUCAGUCGCGUCGUUCCGCGAAGAACAAAAAGAGCAGCAAAACGCUGGCGAUGUUGACGAUGACGCAGGACAAACCAGGUCGUUUCUAAAUAAAUGCUGGAAAUCCUCCAAUGUGUGCGUGUGUCUUCUUUCGUGACAAUUUAC
This is a messenger RNA of Pseudomyrmex gracilis, 637 nucleotides long. RefSeq lists its product as uncharacterized. The transcript has 3 exons. Gene Ontology annotation, cellular component: ciliary basal body; axoneme. Gene Ontology annotation, biological process: cilium assembly. Lineage: Eukaryota; Metazoa; Arthropoda; Insecta; Hymenoptera; Formicidae. The record is from RefSeq and is a predicted model, not a curated record. Bases 70 to 582 code for a protein of 170 amino acids.